Molecule: messenger RNA, 1580 nt
Organism: Nanorana parkeri
Lineage: Eukaryota; Metazoa; Chordata; Amphibia; Anura; Dicroglossidae
Gene: AKAP8L
Product: A-kinase anchoring protein 8 like
Exons: 13
Coding region: 18-1580 (520 amino acids)
Cellular component (GO): nucleus; nuclear matrix
Molecular function (GO): protein kinase A regulatory subunit binding; DNA binding
Source: RefSeq, a predicted model, not a curated record
UGCAGCUGAGCUACAGGAUGGCGGGUAGAGGAAGAGGCGGCUCGGGAGGUGACGGCUAUGAUUCCUAUGAUUAUACGUAUGACUAUGGUCAUGAUUCUGCUGGCUCAUUCAAUUUUGUAUCAGAGUCCUGGAUGACCUCAUGUCCGAUGCCCUCUAAUGAUGGAGCAAAACAUUUGGGACCUGGCAGAGAUAGCUAUGGUCCCUACAAUCGAAUGGAUCGGGGCGGAUAUGGGUUCUCUGAGCCAGAGAGAGGAUAUGGCAAUUGGAGAGCCCAGCAGACUGCCCACUCUUCUCAGCUGGGGUGGAGGGGAAAUGCAAGAGGAGGACUCGGAGGUAACUACAGGCCCCCUCCAGCCAUUAGAGGACCUGGUCAUCCCAUGCCACUCCUGAACCAAGGAACAUUCAAAGAUCUAGCUGGCUUCCAGGGACUGAGGGCGUUCACUGGCAACUCAUACUUCGGAGGAGGAUUCAAGCAGAAGUCCAGAAGACUCUGGAAAGAUAAAAAAAAGCUGGAAGCAGAAGGAGGAGGAGGACCAGCAGAGAAGAAGAUUAAGGGAAGCACAGAAGAUAGCGGGGCAAAAUGUGAAGAGUCGGAAUCUGAAGGAGAUGGAGAACAUGCAGAAGGAGCAGAAACCAGCACCAUGACUGAGGCUGAGGACAAACAAGAGGAGGCAGAAGAGACAGACAAGGAUGACAAGGUUAUUCAUCAUUCUACAGAACAGAAACAAACGCCAGCCAAGAAACAGCAAGAAGUCCAGAGCAGACGCCAGCGAGACAGGAUGGUGGAGAGGAUCCAGUUUGUGUGUUCUCUGUGUAAGUUCCGCACCUUCUACAGUGAGGAGAUGACCAGCCACCUACAGAGCGAAUUCCAUAAGGAGCAUUACCGCUUUGUGGGAGGAAAACUUCCCAAGCAGUCAGCUGACUUCCUGCAGGAAUAUAUAUCACACAAGACAAAGAAGACUGAGGUAAGACGUAAUGUUAUUGAAGACCUCGGCACCACAAUCCAGCAAAUUUACCGGGACCAGGACCUUACCCAAGAGUUUGGAAUGGAGCAUUUCGUGAAGAAGGUGGAGGCCGCUCAUUGUGCUGCUUGUGACAUGUUCAUCCCCAUGAACUUCUCAGCUUUACAGCGACACAUCCGAACCCCGCCACACAACCAGAACCGCAGGAACAUGAUGGAGAACUCUAAGAAGACGGCACUGACGGUAGCAAGGAGCAUACUGAAUAACAAGCUGAUCAGUCAAAAGCUGGAACGCUAUAUAAAGGGUCAGAAUCCUUUCCUAGAAGAGCAGGAUGAGGCCCCAGGAAGUAGCAGCGCUGGUCUGGAGGCCUCUGAAGGUCAGGCAGUGACUGCUACAGCAGACAGUUCCUGUGAAAAUCAAGACUUGCCGGCAUGCAGUUCUUCCACAAUUGCUGCUCCCCCGGAGACUAUGAGCUCUGAAGACGCCUCUGAAAUAAAGAUGACCGGGGAUAGUGAAAUGUGCGCCCCUGGUGGUCAGGAAGAGCUUACAGAUACCGGGGUUAUGGAGGAUCCCCUUCAUGAGCAUGAAACAUCAGAAGCUACAGAGAUGAAAUACUGA